Pseudozyma flocculosa PF-1 is the source of this 861-nucleotide messenger RNA. RefSeq lists its product as uncharacterized. Gene Ontology annotation, molecular function: structural constituent of ribosome. Lineage: Eukaryota; Fungi; Basidiomycota; Ustilaginomycetes; Ustilaginales; Ustilaginaceae. The transcript has 2 exons. The coding region runs from base 1 to 861 and encodes 286 amino acids. The record is from RefSeq and is a predicted model, not a curated record. Gene Ontology annotation, cellular component: mitochondrial large ribosomal subunit; ribosome.
AUGGCCAGCAUGAACAGUCUUCGCACGGCCUUCUCGCACAGCCUCAAGGGCAAGUCGCGCCUCGACGGCGUCCUGGCGGGCGUCGCCGCACCUCGCUACCUGAGCACCUCUGGCGCCUUUGCCGCGCCAUCUGCAGGCCCAUCCUCGCAGACUGCGAUCGCCUCGUCGUCUACGUCCACCGGCCCCUCUCUCUCGUCGGGCCCGCUUCCGAGCGAACCCAUCAGCGCGACGGCAGAGGCCCUCGAGCUGCUGCGCACUCAGCCCAACCACUAUGUUGUGGCGUCCAUCACCGGCCGCACCUUCCUCCUCGCCGCCAGCGACCUCGUCACCGUGCCCCGCCUCAAGGACGUAGAGGUCGGAGACGUCCUCGAGCUCGACCGGAUCCACGAGGUCGGCUCGCGCGACUACACCCUCCGCGCCCAGGAUCCUAUGCACUGCCGUUCCCGCGGCCCCAGCGCAUUGAUGCGCAGGUCGGUCCUCACCGGCCCCAACUCGUACAUCUCGUCCUCGUCCUCGCACGCGACGCAACCAACAUCAUCAGCGACAGCAGCGGCACCACCACCAGCAGCGGCGGGGGCAGCGGCAGGGACGACGCAAUCGAGCAUCGCAGACCAGGUCCGAGCCGUGUCCAGCUCGUGGGCCACCCGCCUCCACCCGGCGGGCCUGGCCCACAUCGGCGCCACCCUCGACCCCACGGCGGUACGGGUGCGCGCCGUCGUCGUCGAACACACAAAGGGCGCCAUGGAGCGCAUCCUCAAAAAGAAGCGGAGGAAGGGCUACAAGAAGACCAUCGAGCACAAGCAGCCCUACACCCGCAUCCGCAUCGAGCGCAUCGAGAUCGCGCCCCGCAACGCCUCGUAG